Molecule: messenger RNA, 762 nt
Organism: Rhagoletis zephyria (snowberry fruit fly)
Lineage: Eukaryota; Metazoa; Arthropoda; Insecta; Diptera; Tephritidae
Source: RefSeq, a predicted model, not a curated record
AUGGUUGUUGCAAAUGGAGAGUACCUCCACGGCACCUGGUACUGGCCCAUUUUGCCCGAUUCUGUUCAUUUAGAAGAUUUUGAACUGUCUAGUGGAGAAAUGGUAAAAGUGGAAAUGAUGAACUUUGCCGGUAUUCUUAACUAUUCACAAUUUGACGAUGGCCAACUGAUAGAGAUUCCUUUUCGUGAUAAUGGUCUUAACUUGUAUGCCUUUUUGCCAGAUCAAAAGAAACUCUCCACUGCUUCGACUUUUAGCAACCUUUUUGCUUCAGUUCCAGUCGAGCAACGAAUUGCCCAGUUGACGCCAAUUUUCACUUAUAUGAAGUUUCCUAAACUGUACAAUACUACAGAUGCAAGCUCAAAGAUUCACGGAGAGUCGCUAAAAGGUGAUUUGCAAAAACUUGGCAUUUUGGAUGCUUUUGAAAUUGGUCUGGCUGACUUUAGUGGCAUUGAUGGGCAGACAAACUUAAACCUAAACGACAUUCUUCACCGUGCGACCUUGCAGUGGGAUGACAAGUCAGCAUCAGGUGUUGCUGGCUCCGGUGGUGAUGUUGCUGUUCCACCGAGUUUUGCAGCAAUCAAUAGUAAUGAAGGAGAUUUAGGUGAAGAUGUUGGAGUUUUUCCAACGCCACCAUCGAUUGAUCUGGCAUACAACCGUCCGUUUUUGUUUUUCAUCAGUGACACAAACGCUGGUGAUGAUAACGGAAAAACAAUGACACUUUUUGCUGGCGUCAUUCAAGACCCACGUUCAAGCAAUCAAUAA